Papaver somniferum (opium poppy) is the source of this 1070-nucleotide messenger RNA. Its product is annotated as ubiquitin-conjugating enzyme E2 5A-like. Gene Ontology annotation, biological process: protein polyubiquitination. The record is from RefSeq and is a predicted model, not a curated record. Gene Ontology annotation, cellular component: nucleus. The coding region runs from base 397 to 843 and encodes 148 amino acids. The transcript is spliced from 3 exons. Lineage: Eukaryota; Viridiplantae; Streptophyta; Magnoliopsida; Ranunculales; Papaveraceae. Gene Ontology annotation, molecular function: ubiquitin conjugating enzyme activity.
GACAUAAAAGAGUUUGUCAAGUUUCAAAAGUAUCUUUCAAAUCCGCCAUUGCAGAAGCUUCUCCUUCCAACCCAGAUUCAUAAUUACAUUCGCCAUCAAACUAGUAACUGAAAGAAAUUAAGCAAGUUCUUUGUUUUCGAACCUUUUAACUCCAAAUCUGUUUGAUAAUUUUAUUGAUUUUUUUUCGUCAACUUAUCUUUUUAAGGUUGCGUAGGUUUUAUGCAUUGAAAUGAGAAAAAAAUAACUCUUUUUUCUUCUUUUUGUUUGUUCGCCUCUCCUUUAGAUAAGAUUCUUUGUCUUUUCCAUCCCCUCUCUUUGAUAUUUAUUUCAAUUUUUUAGAUAUUUUCUCUCCGUUCGUUUCAGUUUCCUCUUUUGAGAUUUUCCAGAAGGUUUUUAAUGGCUAGCAAAAGGAUUCAGAAGGAGCUACAGGAUUUACAGAGAGAUCCACCAACAUCAUGCAGUGCUGGACCUGCCGGGGAAGACUUAUUCCACUGGCAAGCGACUAUCAUGGGACCCUCUGAUAGUCCUUAUGCUGGAGGUGUUUUCUUUGUCAUGAUUCAUUUCCCACCAGAUUAUCCGUUCAAGCCGCCCAAGGUCAACUUCCAGACAAAGGUUUAUCACCCUAACAUUAACUCCAACGGCAGUAUAUGUCUUGACAUUCUGAAGGAGCAGUGGAGCCCAGCAUUAACGAUCUCAAAGGUCCUUCUCUCCAUCUGUUCACUCCUGACCGAUCCAAACCCUGACGAUCCCCUCGUUCCUGAAAUAGCCCACAUCUACAAGAACCAAAGAAACCGGUAUGAAGAAACAGCAAGAGCAUGGACCCAGAAAUAUGCUAUGAAUUAAAGAUCAGGUGCGCAAGGAAGUAGUCGUGGAUCAGAAUCGUCGGGUACUUUAUAACAAAGAGAUGAUGAUGUUUUAGACAAUGUAUUGAAUGGUGUGUCUUUUUCUUCUUGAUUAACCAAUCUGCCCUAUCAAAGUUGCAUGGCAUGUUUGGUUUUUGUAUAUUAUAACUGCUAUUCAUGCGAGAAUUUCUAUACGUUUCUAUGUAUUGUAUUUGUGGAUUUCUGUUC